Zasmidium cellare ATCC 36951 is the source of this 924-nucleotide messenger RNA. Its product is annotated as carbohydrate-binding module family 50 protein. The annotation marks the transcript as partial. NCBI's taxonomy places the organism in Eukaryota, Fungi, Ascomycota, Dothideomycetes, Mycosphaerellales, Mycosphaerellaceae. The record is from RefSeq and is a predicted model, not a curated record. The transcript has 2 exons.
GUCAGCUGCAGCUUCGAAAGCUCGGCUGACGAUGGCGACACUUGUGACAAUUUUUCGGCCGAGUGGGGCUUGACUGUUGCACAAUUUGAAUCGCUAAAUUCCGGCGUUGACUGUCCCACACUCGUUGGUGGCCAGAGUUAUUGUGUUAUCGGCACGGUCGAGACAGGCACUCCCACAGGGCCAACCACAACCUCGACGACCACCACCCCGACGAAGACGACGCCGAAGAUGACGACCACGACUACGGCCGCACAGCAUCAACCUCAGCAGUCCGGACUAGCAGCCAACUGCAACAACUUCUACCUCGUCCAGGGGGGUGAUUCUUGUGAUGCCAUCGAUAUGAAGUACGGCAUCAGCUUUGCGCAAUUUGAAAGCUGGAACCCGUUUAUAAACUCCGAUUGUGCGAACCUUCUGGCAGGCUACUACGUCUGUGUCGGCGUCCCUGGUGCAACCACCACGCCUCCCACGAAGACCACGACCAAGCCUGGUAACGGCAUCUCGACGCCAACUCCCACCCAAGAUGGCAUGGUGAGCAACUGCAACAAGUUCGAUGAGGUCAAGUCCGGGGACACUUGUGCCAACAUUGCCACGGCGAACAACAUUCCUCUUGCGAAGUUUUAUUCUUGGAAUCCUGCGGUGGGCUCUGAUUGCCAUGCGCUAUGGGCCGGCUACUACGUCUGCGUCGACACCACCGACUAUACCCCAACCAAGACCACACCUGGCAACGGUAUCACCACGCCAACUCCUUAUGAGCAGGGCAUGGUGAACAACUGCGACAAGUUCUACAAGGUCAAGUCUGGUGAUACCUGCGAUGCGAUUGCCAAGAGCCAGGGCACCACCACCAAGAACAUUGAGAAAUGGAAUCCGAAUGUGGGCUCCGACUGCUCGAAGCUGUACUUGGGCUAUUACAUCUGUACUGGUGUC